AUGGCAUCGAAAGUAGCCCCUACGCGCAUUAAUCCUUCAAGCAAACCCGCUUCAGCCGCUGGUCUUCCAAAUCAAACCCUCUAUUGUGCCAAUCUUCCGGAUAAGCUUCCCAAAUAUGACCUACGCCUCUCUCUCUAUAUGCUUUUCUCCACCUACGGUACGGUUCUAGAUGUCGUGGCUAUGAAAACAAAAAGGAUGCGCGGCCAAGCCCAUAUUGUAUUCAAAGACGUCCAAGCAAGUACUCAAGCAAUGCGCGCUCUUCAGGGGUUUGAAUUCUUUGGGAAACAGUUGAAAAUUGUCUAUGCUAAAGGUACAUCGGAUGUGAUUGCUAAGCUCCGUGGGGCCUACAAUGUUUCGACUGUUGCUGCACCAGCUGGAGGUGCCUCAACAGAUCUUCAGAAGUCCAUCUUCAGCGGGCCUCCUGGUUCAACCACAUUACCCUCAAGACCCACUGGGGAAACGAAUGGGGAGGCUACAUCUCAGGGAGUCAAACGGCCCCGUGAGGAGGAAAGUGACGAAGGAGAAGCCCCAAUGGACGAGGAAAGUGAUGUGCCCAUGGAAGAUUCGUCGGACGAAGAUUAA
This is a messenger RNA of Aspergillus oryzae RIB40, 582 nucleotides long. Its product is annotated as U2 snRNP complex subunit MSL1. NCBI's taxonomy places the organism in Eukaryota, Fungi, Ascomycota, Eurotiomycetes, Eurotiales, Aspergillaceae. Gene Ontology annotation, molecular function: RNA binding. The record is from RefSeq and is a predicted model, not a curated record. The transcript has 3 exons. The coding region runs from base 1 to 582 and encodes 193 amino acids.